Chara braunii is the source of this 4442-nucleotide messenger RNA. The record is from the annotation of a GenBank genome assembly. Lineage: Eukaryota; Viridiplantae; Streptophyta; Charophyceae; Charales; Characeae.
GCAGGCGACCAUCUCGUCGUUCUUCUCUCCUAAACCCAAAGCCGGAUAUCCUCCGCCCUCGCCGGCGCCAUCACCGUCCUUGAAACAAGGGGAUCGAAAUGGCACCGUCGGAGCGGCACAUCGACAGUCCGUACUUGUCGGGGAGAAGGCCAUCGCCGUCAAUGCGAAGAAGGUUAUGGACGAUAGCCUGACGCAGUGCAAGGACGUGAAGGAGGAAGAGGAGGAGAACGCGAAGAAGGGGGGUGCAUCGGGCAUUGCAGCCAGAGGGGGGAAGCAGUCGACUGGCAACGAUGAUUGCUCCCGUCAAGAUCAGGAGAAAGCUAACGACGGCGACGCCCAAUCAACGUUGAUUGGGCGUAGAUUACGGGUGCUCUGGCCGCGAGACAGGGUAUGGUACACAGGACACGUGUCUUCUUUCGAUCGAAGGUCAGGGAAGCAUUGCAUUGCCUACGAUGAUGGAGAUGAAGAAGCGCUUUUGCUCAAGGAUGAGAAGGUGGAGUGGCUUGAUGCUGUCACCGCCGCCGCCGGUGAUGGUAAAAAAAAACUGAAUGGCGAUGGCAACGUUGAAGGAGUAAAUGGGAGAGGGUUUGAGGGUGGUAGUGCCCUAGGAAAGAGCGAUAAGCAGGAGGAGGGGAGAAAGGGAGAGAGAGGUGGUGAUAGUAUGGAGAGCGCAGAGAAGCGUGACCCGACAAGAGAGGGAGGGAGAAGGAGAGUGUUGAAGAAAGCCGCUAGCGGUCAAUCUGUUGCCGCCCGGAGGUUGGUAGUAGAGAGCGAAGACGAAGAGGGGGAGAAAGAUGAUGGGACGAGGAAAGGCUGGGAGAAGGUCAAUGGGGAGGAAGAGAAGGAGAACGCGAUGGACACGAAGGAGGAGGAAGAAGAAAAGGACAACAAGAUGGAUGAUAUACCUUUGGUUGAAAGACGGCGGCCGAUGGGUACGAUGGAGAAGGAGAUGGCGAUGGACAUGGAGGGAGAGAAGGAGAUGGCGAUGGACAUGGAGGGAGAGAAGGCGAAGAAGAGAGAAAAGGGCAGCGCGAUCGAUGAUAUGCCUUUGCAAGAGAGACGGCGGCCGCUUCGUUCCAGACGACGGGUGGUCUACUGCAGCGAGUCUGGCGGCAGUGGGAGUGAAGACACGGGUGAUGAAGAUUGGGAUGUAGAGAAGAUGAAGAAAGAGGAGGGGGUGGGGGUAAAUGGGAACGACGAAGACGAUGAUGAGGAAGAGGAAGAGGAAGAGGAAGAGGACACGGGGCAGGAGGAUGAAAAUGAGGUGGACGAUUUGGAUAAACCGUUGGGAAGGAGGCGGAAUGGUGGUGGUGGUGGAGCGCGUGGCGGCGCAAAGGAUGGCAGCCGGGGGAAAAAGCGCGGGCGCACAGGGGCAGGAGGGGAAGAAGACGACAGUGACAAUGUGAAAUCCCACAGAUCUAGAAAGAAGGCCAAAUGUGGCUUGGCAAUGGCGAUAGCCUCCAAGCGAACAGAGAAGAUGGAGGAGGAAGAUGGAGCUAAUGAAGGGGAUAAGAAGAAUGGAUCGGGAUCGGGAUCCGGACAGGGACAAGAUGACAUGGUCAAGGAAAGGGGAGGAGGGUCUAUGAAACCUAAGCCGUCGUCCUCUGCAGUAACGGCAACGACGAGGGAUCGAUACCGGUGGCUGCUGGGAGAAGACCGUGCCAUAACAACGGACACACUCUCCGUUUCCCAAUCUGCUAUUUCUGCUCCAGGUACGACGAGAGAGCUAGUGGGUGAAGCAGCAGUACGGUUCGGGGCACGAGCAGAGAAGUUUGAAUUCUUAGGAAGGAAUCGGAAGGAUGCAAAUCGCAGAUGCCCCGAUCAUCCUCAAUUUGAUCCCCGGACACUGUUUCUGCCAGGAGAUUUCCUUAAAGGCUUGCCAGCAGGACAGAAACAAUGGUGGGAGUUCAAAUCCAAGCAUAUGGACAAGGUUCUUUUGUUCAAGAUGGGCAAGUUCUAUGAAAUGUUCGAGAUGGAUGCACAUGUCGGUGCCCAAGAUUUGGACCUCCAGUACAUGAAGGGGGAUCAACCUCAUUGUGGAUUUCCUGAGAAAAAUUAUGCUGAGAAUGCCGAGCGUCUCGCAAGAAAGGGUCACCGGGUUCUUGUCGUGGAACAGACGGAAACGCCUGAACAGCUUGCGCAGCGGAAAGAAAGAACUGGGGCAAAAGAUAAGUUCACCGACGAUGAUUGUCGAACUCAUCUGCGGUCUGUCCUUUCGGAGUUACGGCCUGUGGAGGUCAUCAAGCCACUUGGAGCGUUGUCCGAGGAGACAGAGCGUGCUGUACGGGAGAGCACACGGCAGCCACUUGUCAACGCCCUCAUGCCGGAGACAGAAUUUUGGAGCGCAGAACGGACGUUGAAAGAGUUGUCGACAUGUUAUGGUCCAUUGCAACUUGAAAAUGGGCAGCUGAAUGGCGAUCCUGACAGAGGGGAGGGGGGAAGGAAUGACAUGGAUGACACGUCGUCAGGUUCUAAUAACUGGCCUUUAAUCCUCCGUCACCUUGCAUCAGGACGACCGAGAGGUGAAAUGGCACUUUCUGCACUAGGUGGAUGUCUGUUCUACUUACGUCAGGCAUUGCUGGAUCGCGAUCUGCUUGCAAUGAAGUAUGUGAGAGCUCUGCCGGGAUCAGAUAUGUGCUGGAAACAAGGGAGUUCUGAAGACGGAAAUGAAACCGAAGAAAGGCCAGCAACGAGUUCGGCGAAGGAAAAGGGGUUGCAAAGGGAUGACAGAAUGGAAGUCGAUGGCGAAGAUGGGACGGCAUCCGCGAGUUUGGAAAGGAGGGAACAAGAAGAGGAUGAGGAGGAACCUUACAUGGUUCUUGACAGUGCGGCACUUGAGAAUCUAGAGAUUCUGGAGAACAACAGGGAUGGUGGAACUGCUGGUACACUGCUGGCUCAUCUGGACCACUGCGUCACCUCAUUUGGUCGGCGUUUGCUGCGGAGGUGGCUGGUCCGACCAUUGUAUAAAGUCUCCUCAAUUGUGCGGCGCCAGGAUGCAGUUUCUGAUUUGAAGACUGUUGCGUCAGAUGCUGUUGCAGCUGCACGUCGUCACCUUCAAGGCAUUCCAGAUUUGGAAAGAAUGCUGGCUCGUCUGCAUGCCUCCAGUGGUGCUGCAGGUGGGUCUGGGCGCUUUGCUCAAAAUGUUGUUUUGUAUGAGGAUUCCAGUAAACGACAUCUUGGCCAGUUCACUUCUGUACUACGGGGAUGCAGGGCCAUGGUUCGAGCCAUCCAAGAGUUCAAAUCAUGUGAAAAGGAUAUCUCAUCUUCACUGCUACGACAUCUUGUGACACCUGGUAUGGGGUUUCCCGAUGUGAGGGACACAGUGAACGAGUUUGAGAGGGCAUUUGAUUGGGCUGCAGCAGAGUCAAGCGGACGGAUCAUACCACGUAAGGGGGUUGAUAGAGACUAUGACAAAGCCUCUCAAUCUGUGGAGGAGGUAGAAAGCAGGCUUGAUGAAUACUUGGAACGGCAGAGGAGAAAGCUUGGGGGCUGUGCAGAGAUGUGCUAUGUCACAGUCGGAAAAGAGCCAUACCAGAUGGAGAUCCCAGAGAGGCUUCACUCCAAAGUGCCAAAUGAAUACGAAGUCCGUUCGCAAAAGAAGGGUUAUCGGCGGUACUGGACGCCGGCGAUACGAGAGCUACUGCAGGAACAUGCAGCGGCUGCAGAGGAGAGGGAAGCUGCAUUAAAUGGAAUACUGCGGGGGCUACUGCAGAGCUUCUGCUCUGACACCAGCAAAUGGGUGAAGGCUGUGGCAGCUAUUGCAGAAUUGGAUGCACUGUGCAGCUUAGCGUCGCUGAACAUUUAUGUAGAGGGAACCUUGUGCCGGCCCGUCUUUGAACGUCAACAACUAGCAACAUGGAAUACAACUGCAAGCACAGCUGACGAAGAGGGUGAUUCGGCGAAAGGACCUUGGCUUUACGCAAAGGAGCUUCGGCACCCAAGCCUGUCAGGAAGCCAAGCAGUGAGAAGCACACCCUUCGUUCCCAAUGACACAAUGCUUGGAGGCCCAGGGCAAGCCCCCUUCAUGCUGCUGACUGGCCCUAACAUGGGUGGCAAAUCCACGCUCUUACGACAAGUAUGCCUAGCGGUGAUUAUGGCACAGAUUGGUGCAGAUGUUCCGGCUGUGGAGUUUGGUCUCUCGCCAACGGACAGGAUCUUCGUCCGGAUGGGUGCCAGGGAUCAUAUAAUGUCUGGGCAGAGCACUUUCCUUGUUGAGCUUUCAGAGACCGCAGGAAUGCUGCGUUGCGCAACUCAAAAUUCACUGGUCGCUCUGGACGAGCUUGGCAGAGGAACGGCAACAUCAGACGGAGCAGCAAUCGCGUAAGUUAAUUGGCUUGUCCUCUCCACCAGAUUGCGGAAGUUAAAGGUCCAUUACUCUCCAAUUUUUCGACUUUAUGUUUUCAACGAAAAAAGAGAAAGGAAAACAAAUGUUUUCAAGAAAU